AUGCCACCUACCAAGCAAGUUAAAGCUAAGACCUUUUCACUGGUUGUUUUUCCGUUAACAAAGACGCUCCAGUUUUAUUGGUACUUGGGCCAUGUUUUGAGUGUUUUGUGUUUCUUCCUCUCCGUUAUUUUUGGUUUCAUCAGUCAAGCAAAAUCAAUUUCGUUCUACAGAUAUACACUCUUCUUCGAACUUGUAUCAUAUGGAAUUGUUGUCAGGCAGGUACAUUUCAAAGUGAAGAAGUCGAGCAUCAAUCAAAUUUUGAAAGAUGAGAAUGUUCAAUAUCUUCUUUUUGCCAUAGUGUUGUUCGUGUCAUCCUUUAUCAUUGGAACAUUGAGCGGAUCACUUUACUCAUAUGUCAUCUUUUCUUUUUUUCAUUCAGUAACCUACUUUCAAAGUCACCUUUUGGAUGCCCUUCCGAUUUCGAUUGAUUCUCAGGCGGCCAUUAAUUCGAGGAUUACUUCGAUAACGACGAACUACAACCAACAGGCCCUUUUUUUCGCCUCUGCUGCAGAAUUGAUGAUCAUUUCCAAUUUCUUUUGGACUAUUCCUGGACUUUUGAUUCUGAUUUUCAGAAAUCCCUUGCAUUUUGUUGUGAAAGCGUUGACUUUGGCUGCUUCCAUCGUUUUCGUCAAAUUGAGAUUCAACGACAGUCAGUACACUAGAACAGUUGUGCAGCAGUUUGACAUGCGGAUACUUACAUUUCUUUCCCACCCUGCAAUCCCACUGUCUAUUGUUGGACUUUAUACUUCUUUCAAGAACUCAAUUAUGAAAUACAUUGGCCCAAUCAGGGUUCCGAUCUCAAGCGGAACCAAGAAAAAUCAAUAG
Molecule: messenger RNA, 825 nt
Organism: Sungouiella intermedia
Lineage: Eukaryota; Fungi; Ascomycota; Pichiomycetes; Serinales; Metschnikowiaceae
Source: the annotation of a GenBank genome assembly